AUGGAUGAGUCUGAUGGUAGGAAAAUUAGGAACAUAUGUAUCUUAGCACAUGUAGACCACGGUAAGACAACCCUCGCUGACCACCUGAUUGCUUCCUCUGGUGGCGGUGUGCUUCACCCGAGACUUGCCGGGAAGCUUAGGUACAUGGACUAUCUCGAUGAAGAACAGAGGCGUGCAAUCACCAUGAAGAGCUCUUCAAUUUCUCUUCGAUAUAAAGACUAUUCUCUAAACCUGAUUGAUUCCCCUGGCCACAUGGAUUUCUGUAGUGAAGUCUCAACAGCUGCUCGGCUCAGUGAUGGAGCUUUGGUUUUGGUUGAUGCUGUUGAAGGUGUCCACAUUCAGACGCAUGCUGUCUUGCGUCAAGCUUGGAUCGAGAAGUUGACACCUUGCUUGGUUCUUAACAAGAUUGAUCGGUUGAUUUGUGAGUUGAAGUUGAGCCCCAUGGAAGCAUAUACCCGCUUGAUAAGGAUUGUUCAUGAGGUUAACGGGAUCGUGAGCGCGUAUAAGUCAGAGAAGUAUUUGUCGGAUGUUGACUCUAUACUUGCGAGUCCUUCAGGUGAACUUUCUGCUGAGAGUCUUGAGUUGUUGGAAGAUGAUGAAGAAGUUACUUUUCAGCCUCAGAAGGGUAAUGUGGUCUUUGUGUGUGCUCUGGACGGGUGGGGUUUCGGGAUCUCUGAGUUUGCUAAUUUCUAUGCCUCCAAGCUUGGAGCUAGUGCGACUGCGUUGCAGAAAUCAUUAUGGGGUCCUCGUUAUUAUAAUCCUAAGACUAAGAUGAUUGUAGGGAAGAAGUCUUUAAGUGCAGGAAGCAAGACAAAACCAAUGUUUGUGCAGUUUGUGCUUGAGCCUUUGUGGCAGGUUUACGAGGCUGCAUUAGAUUCCGGUGGGGAUAGAGCUUUUCUUGAGAAAGUUAUAAAAUCCUUCAGUCUGUCUAUUCCACCACGGGAAUUUCAGAACAAGGAUCCAAAAAGCGUGCUGCAAUCGGUGAUGAGCCGUUGGCUUCCUUUGUCUGAUGCAGUCUUGUCUAUGGCCGUGAAGCAUCUGCCAGAUCCCAUUGCAGCACAGGCAUAUAGAAUCCCACGCUUGGUUCCAGAAAGGAAAAUUAUCGGUGGUAAUGAUGUUGAUUCAAAUGUCCUUGCAGAAGCAGAGCUUGUUAGAAAAUCAAUUGAGGCUUGUGAUUCUAGCCGUAACACCCCUUGUGUUGUGUUUGUGUCUAAAAUGUUUGCUAUUCCCAUGAAAAUGAUUCCUCAAGAUGGGAAUCACAGGGAGAGGAUGAAUGGUUUAAAUGAUGAGGACAGUAAAAGUGAGUCAGAUGAGUGUUUCCUUGCAUUUGCUAGGAUCUUUAGCGGGGUUCUUUGUGCAGGGCAAAGAAUCUUUGUGAUUACUGCUCUAUAUGAUCCUCUCAAAGGCGAAUCGUCUCACAAGUACAUUCAAGAAGCAGAACUCCAUUCCCUAUAUCUUAUGAUGGGACAAGGUUUAACACCUGUAGACGAGGUGAAAGCUGGAAAUGUAGUGGCCAUAAGAGGGCUCGGACCAUAUAUAUCAAAAAGUGCAACACUUUCAUCGACUAGAAACUGUUGGCCCUUAGCCAGCAUGGAGUUUCAGGUUUCUCCUACUCUUAGAGUGGCGAUUGAACCGUCGGAUCCUGCAGAUAUGAGUUCUCUGAUGAAAGGUCUAAGACUUCUGAACCGAGCAGAUCCGUUUGUGGAGAUCACGGUGUCUGCUAGAGGAGAACACGUGCUUGCUGCUGCUGGAGAAGUUCAUCUAGAAAGAUGUAUUAAGGAUUUGAAAGACAGAUUUGCAAAAGUGAACCUUGAAGUCUCUCCGCCUCUUGUGUCCUACAGGGAGACCAUUGAAGGUGAUGGAUCUCAUCUUUUGGAUAGUUUGAGAUCUUUAAGCUUGAAUACUUCUGAUUACAUCGAGAAGAGAACUUCAAAUGGCAGAUGCGUUAUCAGAGUACACGUCAUGAAACUACCGCAUGCGUUAACAAAGCUGCUCGAUGAGAACACGGAUUUGCUUGGUGACAUAAUUGGAGGUAAAGGCAGUCAUACCGUUAAGAUACUAGAAUCCCAAAAGCCUAGCCUCGAAGAGAAUGUGGAUCCCAUCGAAACAUUGAAGAAACAGUUAAUUGAAGCUGGUGUUUCAUCAAGUUCUGAAACCGAAAAGGAUCGUGAGAAAUCUAAAACCGAAUGGUCGAAACUGCUCAAGAGGAUUUGGGCUCUUGGUCCAAGAGAAAAAGGUCCAAACAUACUAUUUGCUCCAGAUGGUAAAAGAAUCGCCGAGGAUGGAUCAAUGCUUGUAAGAGGCUCUCCUCAUGUCUCUCAAAGACUUGGCUUCACAGAAGAUUCUACUGAACAACCUCCAGAAGCAUCUGAAGCAGCAUUGUACAGCGAAGCACUGACUCUCGAAAGCAGUAUCGUCUCAGGUUUUCAGCUAGCGACUGCAGCAGGACCGCUAUGCGAUGAACCAAUGUGGGGCUUAGCUUUCACCAUCGAAACUCAUCUCGCAGAAGAUUCCGAAACAGAGAAACAACCCGAAAACUUUGGGAUUUUCACAGGACAAGUCAUGACAGCUGUCAAAGACGCAUGUAGAGCCGCGGUGCUUCAGAGAAAUCCACGGAUCGUCGAAGCCAUGUACUUCUGCGAACUGAACACAGCACCGGAGUAUCUUGGUCCUAUGUACGCGGUUUUAAGCAGAAGACGAGCUAAAAUUCUCAAGGAAGAAAUGCAAGAAGGGUCGUCUCUGUUCACGGUCCACGCGUAUGUGCCCGUAUCUGAAAGUUUCGGUUUUGCAGACGAGCUGAGAAAAGGAACGUCUGGUGGUGCGAGUGCUCUAAUGGUUCUAAGUCAUUGGGAAAUGCUCGAGGAAGAUCCGUUCUUUGUUCCGAAAACGGAAGAAGAGAUUGAAGAGUUUGGUGACGGGGCAAGCGUGCUUCCAAACACGGCGAGGAAACUCAUCAAUGCGGUACGACGCAGGAAAGGACUACACGUUGAGGAGAAAGUGGUUCAAUAUGCAACUAAACAGAGAACCUUGGCUCGUAAAGUUUGA
Messenger RNA from Arabis nemorensis, 3045 nucleotides. The record is from the annotation of a GenBank genome assembly. NCBI's taxonomy places the organism in Eukaryota, Viridiplantae, Streptophyta, Magnoliopsida, Brassicales, Brassicaceae.